Molecule: messenger RNA, 263 nt
Organism: Staurois parvus
Lineage: Eukaryota; Metazoa; Chordata; Amphibia; Anura; Ranidae
Source: the annotation of a GenBank genome assembly
CAUUAACCACUUCCCGUCCGGCCCAUGUAUAUAAACAGCCGGAUGGUGGCAGUGCAGGGGCGGGUUGCCAUUCAUAAAUGGCAUCUGGCAUUUUGGACUGUGCGCACUCCCUGGGAGCUCCCGAUCGCUGUACGGGACCUCUGUGUGAGGUUCCGAUUAUGUGAUCACUGAUUGGCCAAUCAGUGAUCACUACGUGUAAAAUCUGUGAAUGAUCACAGAGAUCACAUGGUACAAGGCUAUUCACAACAGCCUUGUACCAUGUG